ACCGGAGCUCAGCGGAGCAUCCCGAGUCUCGAGCGACGAGCAGAACGCGCAAAUGAUGAUUUCUGGCGUUUUCUUUCGCUGUAGGUGAUGGUUGCAGGCCGAAGAGGAAUCGUUCGUUAUGGCCCGAGCCGUGGAAUAUCUCCUGACGGUUGUUCUUUAAGUGAGGAAUGUCAGCUGCUGUUUCUUCCAUCGGGAUUCACGCGCAAAUUGUAGGAAGAUGAAGAAGCAAUUCAACCGAAUGCGACAACUGGCCAACCAGACCGUGGGCAGGGCAGAGAAGACUGAAGUGCUGAGUGAAGAUCUGCUGCAGGUGGAGAAGCGUCUGGAGCUGGUUAAGCAGGUGUCUCACAGCACUCAUAAGAGGCUGACCGGGUGUCUGCAGGGUCAGCAGGGUGUGGAUGUGGACAAGCGCUCCGUUCGCUCGCCUUCACAGAAGAAGCUUCCUCUGACGUCUCUGGCUCAGUGUCUGGUGGAAGGAGCAGCGGUUCUGGGUGACGACUCUCUGCUGGGGAAGAUGCUGAAGAUCUGUGGAGACACCGAGGACAAACUCGCUCAAGAGCUUCUGCUGUUUGAGCUCCAGAUCGAGCGAGACGUCGCUGAGCCGCUCUUCACUCUCUCUGAGGUUGAGAUUCCCAACAUUCAGAAGCAAAGAAAACAUUUAGCCAAACUCGUACUGGACAUGGAUUCUGCUCGCACACGGUGGCACCAGUCGACCAAAUCUUCAACGCUGACUAAUAAGGACACGCCCACCGGGGCCAAAGUCGACGCCCUCAGGGAGGAGAUGGAGGAGGCGGCCAAUCGCAUGGAGAUCUGUAGAGACCAGCUCUCGGCAGACAUGUAUAGUUUCGCGGCCAAAGAGAUUGACUAUGCAAACUACUUCCAGACGCUGAUCGAGGUCCAGGCCGAGUACCACAGGAAGUCUUUGGAGCUGCUCCAGAACGUUCUGCCACAGAUUAAAGCGCAGCAGGAGUCGUGGGUGGAGAAGCCGUGUUACGGGAAGCCGUUAGAGGAGCAUCUGUCUCUGAGCGGGAGAGACAUCGCCUUCCCCAUCGAGGCGUGUGUGACCACGCUGCUGGACUGUGGUCUUCAGGAGGAGGGUUUGUUUCGGGUCGCUCCGUCUGCCUCGAAGCUGAAGAAGCUGAAGGCGUCUCUGGACUGCGGCGUGAUGGACUUUCAGGAAUAUUCUGCAGAUCCUCACGCCAUCGCAGGUGCUCUGAAAUCAUACCUGCGGGAGCUGCCCGAACCCCUACUGACCUUUGACCUGUAUGAGGAGUGGAUUCAGGCAUCAAAUAUUGCGGAUCAGGACAUGCGUCUGCAGGCGUUGUUAUCGACCAGUGAGAAACUUCCUACAGCAAACAGCAACAACUUCAAGUAUUUGAUCAAAUUUCUUUCCAAGCUGAACGAGUAUCAGGAUUACAAUAAAAUGACGCCAGGAAACAUUGCGAUCGUACUGGGGCCAAACCUGCUGUGGGCGAAUACAGAGGGGAACAUGACGGAGAUGAUGACGACCGUCUCGCUGCAGAUCGUGGCCAUCAUUGAGCCGCUCAUCCAGCACGCUGACUGGUUCUUCCCCGGAGAAAUUGAGUUUAACGUCACAGGAAACUACGGCAGCCCCGUUCACACCAAUCACAACGCCAACUACAGCUCCAUGCCGUCGCCAGACCUGGACCAAUCAGAUCGCAGACAGCAGGACCAGAGCCGACGCCCACUCAGCGUCGCCACCGACAACAUGAUGCUGGAGUUCUACAAGAAAGACGGCAUUAGGAAAAUUCAGAGUAUGGGAGUGCGAGUGAUGGACACCUCCUGGGUUGCUCGCCGAGGCUCCUCCUCCUCGUCUCGUAAGAGUUCCUCGACUCCGCCCAGCCUUCAGCCGCCCUCUGAUUCGCUGAACCCCGAGCAGCCGACCGAUGUCUCCGCCUCCCCCUCACAGACCCCGCCCCCAAUCACCGGCGAUAGGACCAGCACUCAGAAGAAUAAGGAGCCUUCGCCUGUGAUUGGUCAAAGGGGCAUCUCACCAACGGCUCCCUCUGCUGGACAGAACCAGCUUUCAGACCAGAGUCCUCUCACGCUGCGCAAAGUUUCCAAGAAGCUGGUCCCCAUCCCUCCCAAGGGUCCGUAUUCUCCGUCUGGCUGCGUGUCGGAUCUGUCUCCGGGUCCGUCUCCGGUCAGUCUGUCCCCGACGCCCCCCAGCACCCCGUCCUCCUACAGCUUCAGUUACCCUCAGGGCUCCGUCCUCACGUCGCCCGGACACACCCACAGCCAGACGCUCUCGUCCCCGCCGCCGCUCGCCAGCACUCUGCCCAGGUCACGGCCCAUGCCCAAACCCCCCCGCCAGAGACCCCCCCUGCCCCCGCCGCAGCCCCCCCCGCAGCCGCUGGAGCACACGCCGGGCCUGAUGGACACGCUGUCCCCCGGAGAGAGCAUGUCUACAGACUCGUGCUGUGAUUUGGACGUCCCCAUAACAAGCGUUGAACUGGACGGGAGAUACAGGAAUUCUGUGGAUCUGCUGGAUUCGGACGAGGAGGAGGAGUCGGAGAGCACCGCCCUUUGACCCCUGGGGUUACCCACAAUCCUUUGCUCCCCCCUUCACCGCACAAGUGACGCUGUAUUGUCCGUGUGAUCCUCUGCACUGAGCCGCAGACGGGAUCUGAAGCGUGGAUCACGUCACUGUGCCGUUCUGGUCACGUCUUCUUUGUGUUUUUUAUGUUUUUAUGGUUUUUCCAUGUGGUUGGUUUUCUAUUUGCCUUAUCUGAGUUCUUGCACUUUUGCCUUGAAGUUUGUGUUGUGUGUGUUCAGGGGGGUAGAAAUCACCCUGAAACCUUGUUGUGUGUAAACCCAGAAUAGCAUUCACCAACUGUACAAACUGAUAUUAUAUACAUCAUAUAUAUUAUAUGAUAUUGAUAUACAUAUCUGAGAUGAGGAUGGAUGAGUGUGUGUGUGUGUGUGUGUGUCAGAUUUUAAGUUGAUUGAGAAGGGGCCGUUCACACAUGUAUUUACCAUUCAAAAUUUUGGGGUUGGUAAAAUAUUUUAAACGUUUUUCGGUCUCUUCUGCUCACCCAAGAUGCAUUAAUUUGAUCAAAAAUACAGUAAAAAUAGUGAAAUAUUAUUCUAAUGUAAAUCAUCUGCUUUCUGUGUGAAUCUGUGUUAAAGUGUAAUUUAUUUCUGUGAUGCUCCGCUGUAUUUUCAGCAUCAUUCCUCCAGUCUUCAGUGUCACAUGAUCUGAUGCAUUUUAUUUUUCAGGAUUCACAGAUGAACAGAAAGUUCAAAAGAGCAACAUUCAUCUUUUGUAACAUUAGAAAUGUCUUUACUGUCAAUUUUAACCAAUUGAAUAAAAAUCUUACUGACCCCAAACUUUUGAACUAUUGUGUAAAUAAAUAAAAAAAUGACGGCAGAACUUUAUCUUUAAAAAAAUGUUAGUUUUUAAAGUGCUGUGUGUGAACGGACCCUCAGUGUGAAUGAAUGAAUGAAUGCUGGAUAAAAUAAAGCGCGUUUGUACUGAAAGAUAAUACAUAAAGUAUCAAAUCACAGAAAAUAUCAGAUAUAUAACAGAUAUAAAUUAUUUGUAUUAACAGUAACAUUAAUAUGACUAUAUGUUAGUGAGAAGAAAAUAUUUCUCAAUGUGUUUAUCAUCAUUUGGAUAAUCCAAUUACUGGAUAAUAAUUUUCAUUUAGCUUUUUAAGCUUUUAGGAAUAAUUUCCAUGAAUCUUUCCUUACCUGGAAAUCAUGUUAACCCUUUGGAUGCAUUAACUAAUAAAUCAAUAUACAAAACAAAUGCAUCAAUGAUUCAAAACAACAUCAUCAUUCAACUCCAACAAAUAUAAUCUUCUAUUUUUAAAUGAAAUAUGUGUACGUAUAUGCACAUCUGUCUACUGCAAUAUAACAUAGUAGCAGAUAUAAUGCAUCAUAAAUAAAAAAUAAAGAGGAAUUAGGAAUAAAGGUCAAAGAUCAUCGUCUUAAAUGUCUGUUCUAAUAGACACAUCAUGCAUCUGAAGGUUAAAAUUCCCUGAUGUUAACAUGUUUUCCAUGAUUUGGGAAGCCUUACUGACCGAACGAAGGUGGCUGGCGUGUUGUUCGUCUGAUGAAUAUGAAAUAUAAUAACACCACAAACUCUGCUGUAAGUAUUAGCACGUGUAAAUGCUGUUCACUCUCCGCUGUACAUAGUCUAUAGAAGCAAAGGUCCGAUAUUUACCAAUCGUUCUCUCUCUAUAUAAACACAUAUAUAUGUAUAUUACAGACAAUAUUAUUUUUGCUUCAGACACAAUGCUGGAAUACGAAUCGCCGCGGUUCCUGUGAAGCUGAAGUGUGUUUGCUGGAGAAUCAGACGCACAGACGAACUGAAAGCGAUCCGGAUUGCGACAGAGAUUAAACCGAAGUCACACGUUUACCUCUUUACCUCGAGCGUCGGGACGUGGUUUGAGACCAUUCUGUAAAGUCAACAUGAAACCUGUUUUACCUCCGUGAUGUGACGUCAUGAGUUAAACAGGAGAACGAGACAUCGUAAAGAAGGUCAUGUUGAGUUUAAAACCUCCUGAAUGUCUGAUGAUGUGUGUGUGUGUGUGUGUGUGUGUUGGGUAAUUUAUCAUCAGUCUUUGUGGAUUUGGCAUCUGUUUGUGCUUCUGUUUGACCAUCCUUAACAAAAUUUGACUUCAGGUGACACAUUAAUCCAGAAGAAUAUGAGUAGAUCAGGGAAACGGUGAAGAGAUUAUAAACUCAAUAUUGUUUCAUUUUCACGAUUAAACGCUCUGAUUUGGUCUUUCCUCGCGGAUGAGAGCAGAUCUGUCAGGAGAAGACGAACUUUCACAUGUUUGUGGAUCUGAAUAGAAUUGUUUUGUGUAUUUUGAUACGGUGGUUUUGUAGUUUUUGUUGGCUGAAGCUCAUUUUUAUAUGAGGGUGUAUUGAGAGAAGUGCAUUGAUGGCAGGUUGAAGGCAGUGCAAUGUGUUGAAUUGACAGCUAAAAUCAUAAUGUAAUGAGCAAACACGAAAGGGUCGGGAAACGUGAAUGAAGUGCAUUAUUCCUGUGUUUUGGGGAUCAGUCUGGAUUAUUGUAAAGAUGCUCUGAUGUCUAGAUGUUUGUGAAUCUGCCGCAUGCUUUGCUUUCAUUACCUACAAUGUACUGUAUCUCAAUUUGAAACAUUUUAUACAUGCUAUUAGAGCUUUUUGGCAAAAAAAAAAGAAGAACAGAAGUAAUGCAGAUACUCCAGCCCUCAAUAUCAGCUGCUAUUCGAGACUAUAUCAACCGCUCAAACUUCUGUAGAUCGCAUGCAGCCUCCUCCGAACGCUGAUUUACUACCAAGAAACUUUAAAAGCAAUAAUUCACCCAAAAAUGAACAUCCGAGAUCAGGAUGAGUUUGUGUCUUCAUCAGGUUUGGAGAAAUGUAGCACUGCAUCAGUGUCUCAAUGGAUGCUCUGCAGUGAAUGGGUGCCGUCAGAAUGAGAGUCUGAUAAAAACAUCCCAAUAAUCCACAGCACUCCAGUCCAUCAGUGAACAUCUGGAGAAGACAAAAGAUGAAACACAUCCAGCAUUAAGAUGAUUUUAACUCAAAUAAUCCAUAAUAACACUUCCUCCAGUGAAAAAGUGUUCUGGUCUGAAUCAGGAGAGAAAUCUGCACAGAUCAAGCAGCGUUUAAACAGAUCUAAACCUUCUCCAGAUGUUCACUGAUGGACUGGAGUGCUGUGGAUUAUUGUGAUGUUUUUAUCAGACUCUCAUUCUGACGGCACCCAUUCACUGCAGAGCAUCCGUUGAUGAGACACUGAUGCAAUGCUACAUUUCUACAAACCUGAUGAAGAAACAAAACUCAUCCUGAUCUCUGGAUGACCUGAGCACAUUUUCAGCUAAUUAUUUUCCAAUGAAAGUUUAAAAUCACAGACUUUACUCAUUUACUUUUACAGUCUAAACACAACACACACCGUAAGACUUGGCUCUACAGUAUAUUAGACUGAACUCUUUCACUCACAAGCUCUUGAAUACCUUCUUUCCUCACUGUCUGAUGUAAAUCUGAUCCGAAUCACUUCUAGCAGACUAGUUAAUGACUCAAUAACCACACAAACCGCCGCAGACGCCGUGUGUAUAUCUGUGUGCUGGAGCUUCUGAUGCUGCAUGCUCUUUCACUCAUACUGUCCUUACCUUCUGUUCCUGGGGCCAAAUUAACGGAGCGUCAUUUAC
Carassius gibelio (silver crucian carp) is the source of this 6163-nucleotide messenger RNA. It is a transcript of the gene arhgap44b, whose product is annotated as Rho GTPase activating protein 44b. The record is from RefSeq and is a predicted model, not a curated record. Gene Ontology annotation, biological process: positive regulation of GTPase activity; regulation of dendritic spine morphogenesis; negative regulation of Rac protein signal transduction. Bases 218 to 2551 code for a protein of 777 amino acids. Gene Ontology annotation, molecular function: GTPase activator activity; protein binding. The transcript is spliced from 21 exons. Gene Ontology annotation, cellular component: leading edge membrane; cytoplasm; dendritic spine. Lineage: Eukaryota; Metazoa; Chordata; Actinopteri; Cypriniformes; Cyprinidae.